CCUGCCCUUCUUGUUCGUUUCGUUUUUGGUUCCUCCACCCUCCAUUGAUAAAGAUUUCAACUUUCUUUGUAAACAUCACUUUUUGGAGUUUUGGGUAUUUAUUUAAAUCUUCCAAUUAUUAAAUUUAUCCAAAAACCAUACUAAACAGUCAUGUAAUGGCAGAAAAAUCAAAGCUUUCUUCAAAUCUGAAACAAAUAUAUAUAUGAAUGGCAUCAAGAAUCUUGAGAUUUCUUGAUUCUUGUCAAAAUUUAGCUCAUUUAUAUCAAAUCCAAUCACAUUUGAUAAUAACAGGUCUUUUACAAGUGCAAAACCCUUCAUUUUCUUCAAGAUUCUUGAAGUUAUGUACUCAACAUUGUGAUAUUGAAUAUACUGCAUUGGUAUUUAGAUGUAUUCAUUUCCCUGAUACAUUUACAGUUAAUACUGUUAUUAAAGCUUAUGCUUGUAGUUCUAAGCCAGAUAAUGCUGUUGUUUUUUAUUUCCAAAGCCUUAAAAAUGGCUUCUUUCCUAAUAGUUUUACUUUUCCACCACUUAUGAGUGCUUGUGCUAAAAUGGGUCGGGUCGGUUCGGGUCAGAAAUGUCAUGGACAAGUUGUGAAAAAUGGGGUUGAUGGAAUUUUGCAUGUGCAGAAUUCUUUAGUGCAUUUUUAUAGUUGUUGUGGGGUUAUUGGUCUAGCUAGGAAGGUGUUUGAUGAAAUGCCGAUGAGGGAUGUUGUGUCUUGGAAUAGCAUUGUGAAUGGAUAUGUUAAAAUGGGUGAAUUAGUCGUUGCGCAGGAGUUGUUUGAUGCGAUGCCGUAUAGGAAUUUAGUUGGGUGGAAUGUCAUGAUGAAUGGGUAUUUGAAUUCGAAUAAUCCCGGGAAGUGCUUAAAGCUGUUUCGAGAAAUGGCACAGAGGGGAUUGAAUGGGAAUGAUGCAACGAUAGUCAUUGCGCUUGCUGCUUGUGCUCGGUCAGCUCGAAUGAAAGAAGGAAAAUCUGUUCACGGGUGUGUUAUUAAGGCAUCUAAAGAUUUGAAUUUGAUUACUAGUACGACUUUAAUCCAUAUGUAUAGUAGAUGCGGAAGAGCAGAAAUUGCUCGUUUAGUUUUUGAUCGGGUAUCGGUCAAGAACAUUGUCUGCUGGAAUGCAAUGAUUUUGGGGUAUUGCAUUCAUGGAAACGCGAAAGAUGGGCUUAAUAUGUAUUCAGACUUGCUGAGUAGUAAGUCAGAAGGUCCAGAUGAAAUCACAUUUGUUGGUGUCUUGUGCGCUUGUGCCCGUGAAGGAAUGUUAGCAGAAGCAAGAACACACUUUAGUGACAUGAGUGAUGUGUUUGGUAUAAAGCCCAGUUUUGCACAUUAUUGGUGCAUGGCUAAUAUUUUGGCAAAUGUUGGCCUAAUGCAAGAAGCAAUAGAAACACUGAAGAACAUACCAGUGGAGAGCAAUUUGCCACUGGAAUCCUCAUUGUGGUCUGAAUUACUUGGCUCAGCCCGCUUUAGAGGGGAUGUACUUUUAGGGGAACAAAUUGCGCAUAAGUUGAUUGAUCAAGAUCCCAAGAAUUUUUGGCAUUAUUUAUUGCUGGUCAACAUUUAUGCUGCAGCUGGUCGAUGGGAUGCAGUAACUCAGACAAAGGAGAGGAUGAAGAAGAGAGGAAUAGAAAGAACACCAGGUUGCAGUUUAAAAGACGUGAAGGAAAUUGUUCACAACAUGUCAGCGACAUUAAUUGCAGGUAUUCAAAACCUUGUUCUUUGUGGUACACAUUCCAAAGUCGCCAGUGUUUCUAACUUUCUAUGAAUAGGCUCAUAUCUUCUUUUUGAAACUUUGGGCGCUAAUGAAGAACUUCGAAAUGCGUGAGAUGCAGCAGCUUCAAUGGAAGCUUUUGAGAAAAGCUAAACAUCAUGGGAGGCUGACUUUCUUACACACUUAAUGUCUAGUGCUGUGUCCUUGUCCGAGAAUGACUCAAAGUACAUAUAUGCGGCGCUCCUGGUAUGCUUUACUGGUAUACCCCAACUCCCUUGUUCAUCCGUUGAUGUUUUUCUGUUAUAACAAAUUUUAAACUGCGCCAGACAUAUGGAGCUCAAGGUACUUCACUGGACAACCCCAACUCCCUUUUUUAUCUGUUGAUAAAUUUUUCCUGUUAUAACAAUUUUCAGUUACAAAAUUCUUAUUAAAAACAAUACUAAACUGCAAAAAUGCUUAUAUUCAACUAAAAAUUGUGAUUUAUGAUCUCAAAUUUUGACUUUUGUUUGGACUGUUAAUGGAUGUGCAAUUCCUAAUCUUGAACGUCCUCGUUACCGUAUUUUACUUAGAUAAAGAUUUUUGAUUCACAAAUGAUGCAUGUGUGUUUUGUUAUGACAUGCAGAUAUGGAAGACGGAAAUGAUCGAGCUCUGCACCCCGCCUAAGGAACAAGAGUUGGCGUGUUUGGGUAUAAUACUAAAUUGAGCAUUAUACACACAUAUAUAUUUUUCCUUCCGCUGAAUUGAGGAGUAGUUGGGCUUUUAAGUAGCUUUGUCUGAACAAGAGUCUAGAGUUUUUCAAUGAAUCGUCAUUCUGGUGCAGUUUUGCUUCCAAGCAGAUUGCAGGUGGAUAUUUGAGCGGAUUUUACUUGGGCCAGGAUCCCUUGUGCUAGGUAUCUUAUUGGUGUAUGACGUGCUGUUCGACACUGAAACAGUAGUUGAUGGGAGAAAGAAAAAAAAGGGUCACACAACAUCUCGAG
Molecule: messenger RNA, 2686 nt
Organism: Lycium ferocissimum
Lineage: Eukaryota; Viridiplantae; Streptophyta; Magnoliopsida; Solanales; Solanaceae
Product: pentatricopeptide repeat-containing protein At3g51320-like
Exons: 4
Coding region: 207-1763 (518 amino acids)
Biological process (GO): RNA modification
Molecular function (GO): RNA binding; protein binding
Source: RefSeq, a predicted model, not a curated record